UACUUAAUAUCGUGAGAAAAUUACCAACACAACCAAAAUUGUCUUAUCACGCCACCAGUGUAUUUUACAUCGUGUAUGAAUAUGACCCUUUGUAAUGUUUAUCUUCAAUAGAAGGAUUGAAAAAGUUUGAAAGCAAACACCAUCCGUAGAUAUGGAGGUUCUCACGGCUUUGCCGGAAGAAAUUAAUCGACCACGUUGUCGUUUAUGUUUCCAUGCAGGUGAGAAUUACCAGCUAGUGGAAGUGUUUACCAAAUAUCAGGAUAUAUCGAAACGGGUUAUGAGUGCUUUGGGUGUGAAGAUCUAUCGCAGUGAAAAGCAGGCAAGGAUUUGCACAAUUUGCGAAUCACUCAUUGAUAUCAUUCAAAACUUCCAAGCAGUAUGUAAGAAAACAAAUCAGUUGCACCAGGAACGGAAAGAUUUCCUGUUAUAUGACACAUUUUGGGAUAAUCAUGAACAGGAAGCUGUUAAAUGCACGGAAAAAAUUAUUCUUACCCAUCGCUCUGAAGUGGAUAAAACCAUUAGCGGCACUUUAAUAAUUCCACCAUUCGCUAAAAACGUAAAUGAGCGAAAAGAUCUUGCAAUAGAAGAAAAAGUACGGCAACAUGUGCCGCUGGAUGAAAAACAAACGGACUUUGAAGAAGAAAGAGUUGAUCAUGAUCAACUUAUGCAUAAGCCGGAAAUAGUUCUAUGUGAACCAACUAUCAAUAAUGAUAUGCUUGAAAAUGAAUGUGUUCCCUCAAAAGAAUUUCAAUCGGUAUUUGAAAACCAAGCCGAUGUUAUUGAAGAAGAUACAUAUGAUUUAGAACUGAAAAGUGAAUCGUCAACUGAAUCUAAUGUCAGCAAUGAAUCCGAUCCAGAAUGGAAAAGUUGCAGAAAUAAAAUUAAUUCUAAAAAAGUUACAACAAAAAAGUCAGAUAACAAGUUUAAGGUACGUCAACGGCGUGGGAACAAAAUCAAUUACAAUGAACCAUCUGAUAACGACCUAGAUGCUAAAGUUCCAGGAAAGCGAGGGCCUCGACGGAAAAAGGUACGAAAAUCGGACCCUAGUGAGUGUGACAUUUGUGGCGAAACAGUCGCAUAUUAUUUAAAGGAGUCUCAUCGUAACCAACAUCUUGGAGUACGACCGUACAAAUGCGACUAUGAAGGCUGCGGACGCACUUAUUUCUCACAUAAUGAUAUUCGUACACACAUUAGGCGUCAUGAAGUAACGUAUCACGUUUGUGAGAUUUGCGGGAGGAAUAUUAAGGGUGUUGAGUGGUUCCGAAGGCACGUCAAAACUCAUACGGAGUGUCCUCAAUUCACAUGUGAAGUAUGUGGAAGUAAAUUUCGCAGAAAAGCUCAACUUCAAACACAUAUGGUUACACAUACAGGUCUAACACCUCAUGAGUGCAAAAUUUGUGGAAGACGAUUUGCGUUAAAGUACAAUAUGGAGUUACACGCUAAACGCCACGAUAGGAAAGAAGAUUUGAAUCAAAAGAAGAAAAAUUUCACAGGAAAGCGUACAUGGAAGAAUUAUGUUAAACCGGACAGCUCUGUGAAAAGAUAUCACGUGACUUGUGAAACGUGCGGAAAACUAGUUCAUAAACGUGAGAUUGAUGGCCAUGUAAACAGACACUUAGGGCGUCGACCCUAUUCUUGCGAUGAAACAGGUUGUACUCGCUCUUUCUAUGGAUUGCGAGGAAUCAAGGAACAUAAAAUGGUAGUUCACUCGGAUAAAAUUCUUCGUUAUGAAUGCAGUAUUUGUAACCGUUCUAUAAAAGGUGCCGGGACAUUUAAACGACAUGUAAUGUUGCAUAAUUCAGACAUGAAGGUGGAAUGUCAAUAUUGCGGGAAAAAGUUUACGUCGAAGAGUUAUCUUAGAGCACACGAACGAAAACAUUCUGGUGUACGUCCAUAUAUUUGUGAUAUAUGUGACAGAACUUUUGCUAUGAAACCAUGUUGGAAGAUGCAUAUGAAAAAAGUCCAUAACGAAGAUUGGCGUGAACAUACAGCACAAAAAUACAGCUCAUCUGAUAUGGUACAAGAAGUAGAAGCUUAUAAUGAAAUAUUGGUGCCAGAGCAAAGCGCUGUUUCUUCCACAUCGCUAUGUUCGUCUAUAUCUGAGUUAAAUCAAGAGCCACGAUUAAUAGAACCACAGUACGAUAUAUUACAUCCACUGAAAACCGAUCAUACAUAUUAAACUGUCGAAAUAAAGUUGUUCUGGUCAAUAUGUAUCAUUGAAUUUAUAAGUUGGAAAUUUGUAUUUUGUAUUCAAAUUGAACAAAAAUUCGCAAAUCGUUGCGUUACUCGUUCAAUUUGAGCGUUAUCUUACCAAAUUC
Malaya genurostris is the source of this 2318-nucleotide messenger RNA. Its product is annotated as zinc finger protein 26-like. Gene Ontology annotation, molecular function: RNA polymerase II cis-regulatory region sequence-specific DNA binding; DNA-binding transcription factor activity; zinc ion binding. The transcript has 6 exons. The record is from RefSeq and is a predicted model, not a curated record. Gene Ontology annotation, biological process: regulation of transcription by RNA polymerase II. Lineage: Eukaryota; Metazoa; Arthropoda; Insecta; Diptera; Culicidae. Bases 152 to 2179 code for a protein of 675 amino acids. Gene Ontology annotation, cellular component: nucleus.